Molecule: messenger RNA, 1206 nt
Organism: Annulohypoxylon maeteangense
Lineage: Eukaryota; Fungi; Ascomycota; Sordariomycetes; Xylariales; Hypoxylaceae
Exons: 2
Coding region: 1-1206 (401 amino acids)
Biological process (GO): fungal-type cell wall organization
Cellular component (GO): fungal-type cell wall; plasma membrane
Source: RefSeq, a predicted model, not a curated record
AUGUUCAGCAAGCAGCUUCUUACUGCCGCCACGGCGCUCAGCAUGGCGUCCGGCGUGUUCGGUGUUGGAUGUAACGAUGCGACCGCUACGAUCCAGUCUGCGGCCGAUGCCACCCAGGUUGCCAAGUGUGAUUCUAUCAAGGGUAGCGUCCUAAUCGGCACCACUGCCGGCCCUGAUAUCGAUCUCAGUGGAAGCCUAGAGUCGAUUGGUGGUUCUCUGACGGCCGAGAACAACGGUCUCCUCAACAGUUUGAAGAGUUCUUCCCUAACUACCAUUGGCGGUGCCUUCGCUCUGAAGAACGUCACCAAGCUCUCUACCCUCAGCUUCCCAGCCCUCGGUGAGGUUGGCUCCAUUGACUGGGCCACCUUGAACGCUCUUCCUGAGCCCACCUUCGGCAACCCCGGUAUCACCAAGGCGAAGAGUGUUACUAUCGCCGAUACCUUCAUUGAGAGCAUUAACGGCAUCAACGUCGAGUCUCUUACUGACAUGAACAUCAACAACAACCGACGAUUGACCAAGUUCUCGACCAGCAUCAAGAGCUUGUCUAACACUCUGUACGUGCAAGCCAACGGUCUCAACCUUAGCAUGGAGAUGCCCAACUUGGAGUGGAUUGCCAACAUGACAAUUGCCAACGUCACCUCCUUCUCAGUUCCCUCUCUGCACACUGUUAACGGCUCAAUGCGUUUCGAUUCCAACUACUUCACAACCUUCAGUGCCGCCAACUUGACUCAGAUCCAAACCGGUGAUUUAUCUUUCGUUAGCAACCCCCAGGUCACCAACAUCUCUAUCCCCAAGCUUGAGAGCAUUGGUGGUGGUUUCACCAUUGCCAACAACACUGCUCUGGAGAAGCUCGAUGCUUUCGGUUCCCUCAACGAGAUUGGCGGUGCCGUUAAGGUCCGAGGUUCCUUCACCGAUGUCCAGCUCCCUGGUCUGAAGGACGUCAAGGGUGCUUUUGAGGUUGUCAGCACUGAGGAUAUCUCCAGCUCUUGCACCACCCUCGGUAGCUACAAGGGCGGUGUUGUCCAGGGCGACUACAACUGCCGAGGCAAGGACGCUAACGCCAACGACGACACCUCUGACGCUUCUAGCGACGGCUCCUCCAACGGCACCAGCAACAACAAGAACGCUGCCACUGGCCUCGGGACCAGCAUGCCUGCUCUCUACACCUUGGUUGCUCUUGGCUCUUUCGUUGCCGCUCUCUUGUAA